CACAGACAGCAAGCAGUAUUGUUGGUUGAACCUUGGGCUAAGACACAGCCACUGAGCCUUGCUACCUACAAAUCAUCUGCACGACGUAGUAGGCGUUGAAUCCUACUCUUUGUGCCUAGAAUUAGCUCCUUGCAUUGCAUACAAGAGACCCUUAUGCCCCCACCUCACUUCUUCGAUUUCUUGCAGCUCUUGUCUCUUCAGAUUUUACAGCGAUAAGUGCAAACAUAACAACAUAAUGGCCACGAUACAAAGCACUACACAGCCCAACACGCUGGAAACGCCAGACUUGCAACAACGUCCCACAACUUCAAGAGUAAUUCGCACCGUUGUCCACGAUGAAGGUCUCCCAGAAGUUGUCCACUCAAAUCAACCCUUGAAUCCCACAGAAUACUACGAUGCUCCGAUACCAGUGGACUCAGAAACAGACAAACGAUACAACGAAGCUCCUAUUCCAGUCACAACACUCGACAAAUAUGAACCUGCACCUCCACUGCCAAUUCGUCCGUCUUCUAUAACACCACAACCUCAGCAACCCUAUCCCUACGGCUCAAACGGUUAUGUUCAGCCACAACAUCCCGGCUUCGUCACUCAGUCACCGCAACUACCACCGUUAAACAGCAAUGAGGUCGUAACGUAUGUGACACCACUGGAUCAGCUUGGAGACCACCCAAAGUUUGUGGAUUGUCCGUUCUGCAGACAUCGUGCAGAGACACGAGUGAAGAAGGUAUCUUCAAAAAUGACACAUGUCUCUGCAACAGUCCUCGGAUUCACAACAAUAGCCGGCGCGGCUGUUCCUUAUGUUGGGAAGUGGCACUCUCACACUGCUCACUACUGCAGUAUUUGUGACUACAAGGUGGCAAUUCGAAAAUGGGGAUCUAAUCAGAUGAAGCCUCAAGGGACACCGGAUUAUCUGAGGGAGGUAUCGAGGUAUGGCCCUGCUCACUCACCUAGCAUGUCCAGUAGCUCGACGAGAGGUUAAAAUUGAUUCGUAUGAAUAAUAGUGAGGAGAUUGAUACCAGGAUGAGAAAUGGUGUUCAAAAAGAGGGAGGAGAUGUUGAUCGAGUUCCAUAUCUAAAUUACAAGAUAUAGACUCACCACAGCAUUUGGUUUGGUUUUUGAGGCAUGAAUAUCACGUUCACGAAGUGUAAGUGCACGGUUAUAAGUGUUCCCUCCAGCAAGACUACUGUCGGAGAGAGAAAUAGACAGAUCUCGACGAUGGCUUCGUUUGCAAGUCUUAUCAGGCAGACUUUUAUAAGUACUUACUUAUAUGAUUGUCGAUGGCUAAUGAUGGCUUCGCCUGGCCAAUCAUAAACUGUGAGAAUGUUGAUCCGUGUUUGAGAAGCCAACGGCUUGGCUGUGCCACGGGGCCUGUCAGAUGCUUAUUUUCUGCCCUGCCCUGUCAGAUCUCAAUUAAAUCUAGUAUUGGAUUACAUGAAUGCUUUAUCAGUCUGUAGAGAGUGGCUGUGACAUUUUGUGCUGCUGUAAAUUAGUUUUAACGACAGGUGCCCACCCCCUGUAGGUGUCUUUACAGCA
Fusarium verticillioides 7600 is the source of this 1533-nucleotide messenger RNA. RefSeq lists its product as hypothetical. Lineage: Eukaryota; Fungi; Ascomycota; Sordariomycetes; Hypocreales; Nectriaceae. The transcript has 3 exons. The record is from RefSeq and is a predicted model, not a curated record. Bases 236 to 979 code for a protein of 247 amino acids.